AAGAAGAACAAGAAACAGCAGCAGAAGAUCAACAAAAGUGAGCGACAAAAUGCAACGCACGCAGUCGCUGCUGCUGCCGCUGCCAGCGCUGCUGCUGCUGCUGCUGCUGCUGCUGGCGUCAGCGCAGACGCAAACGCAGACGCAGGCGCAGAAUAUAGAUGGGGACUGCAGUUUUCCGGGCUCGCCGGCGCACAGCAGCGUCGUCUUCUCCAGCGCGAACCUGACGCAGGGCACCGUCGCCUCCUACAGCUGCGAGCGCGGCUUUGAGCUGCUGGGACCCGCGCGACGUGUCUGUGACAAGGGCCAAUGGGUGCCGGAGGGUAUACCCUUCUGUGUGCUAAAUGUGGCCGCUGGCAAGGCGCCAAUGCAAAUAUCAACGGAUGGGGCCGGCGCACCACAGAAGGCCAUCGAUGGCUCCACCUCGGCCUUCUUUACGCCGGAGACGUGCUCCCUAACGAAACCCGAACGCUCGCCCUGGUGGUACGUCAAUCUGCUGGAGCCCUACAUGGUGCAGCUGGUGCGUCUGGACUUUGGUAAAUCCUGUUGCGGCAACAAGCCGGCGACAAUUGUGGUGCGCGUUGGCAACAAUCGUCCGGAUUUGGGCACAAAUCCAAUAUGCAAUCGUUUUACGGGCCUGCUGGAGGCCGGACAGCCGCUCUUUCUGCCGUGCAAUCCGCCAAUGCCGGGCGCCUUUGUUAGCGUACAUCUGGAGAACAAUACACCGAAUCCGUUGUCCAUAUGCGAGGCAUUCGUCUAUACGGAUCAGGCGCUGCCCAUCGAACGUUGUCCCACGUUCCGGGAUCAGCCGCCGGGCGCGCUGGCCUCCUACAAUGGCAAAUGCUAUAUAUUCUACAAUCGCCAGCCGUUGAAUUUUCUGGACGCGCUCUCGUUCUGCCGUUCACGCGGCGGCACGCUGAUCAGCGAGAGCAAUCCGGCGCUGCAGGGCUUCAUCAGCUGGGAGCUGUGGCGUCGCCAUCGCAGCGAUGUCAGCUCCCAGUACUGGAUGGGCGCUGUGCGCGACGGCAGCGAUCGCAGCAGCUGGAAGUGGGUCAAUGGCGAUGAGCUGACCGUCUCGUUCUGGAAUCAUCCCGGCGGCGAUGAGGACUGCGCCCGCUUUGACGGCUCCAAGGGCUGGCUAUGGAGCGACACCAACUGCAAUACGCUGCUCAACUUCAUAUGCCAGCAUCAGCCGAAGACCUGCGGCCGGCCCGAACAGCCGCCGAACUCCACAAUGAUUGCGCUCAAUGGUUACGAGGUUGGCGCUCAGAUUAAAUACAGCUGCGAUGCGAAUCAUUUGCUUGUGGGACCUGCAACACGCACCUGCCUUGAGACCGGCUUCUACAACGAAUUUCCGCCCGUCUGCAAAUACAUUGAAUGCGGCCUGCCCGCCAGCAUAGCGCACGGCUCGUAUGGGCUGCUCAAUGGCACCGUCGGCUACCUCAGCCUGGUGAAGUACGCCUGCGACGAGGGCUACGAGAUGAUCGGACGGGCGCUGCUCACCUGCGACUUUGACGAGCGCUGGAAUGGACCGCCACCACGCUGCGAGAUUGUCGAGUGCGAUACGCUGCCGGGCAACUAUUACAAUACGAUAAUCAGUGCGCCGAAUGGCACCUAUUAUGGCUCCAAGGCGGAGAUCAGCUGCCCACCCGGCUACCGCAUGGAGGGUCCGCGUGUGCUCAGCUGCCUGGCUACGGGACAGUGGAGCAGCGCCUUGCCGCGCUGCAUCAAGCUGGAGCCCUCAACGCUGACCACGCCCGCUGCACCACCUUUGCCGCCUUCCACGGCUGCAACGCCCGCGCCGCCCUCGUAUAGGCCCAAGAUCACGGCCAGCACGAGCCGCACGCCAGCCUAUCGUCCCUCAUCCUCCUCCUCCAGCAGCAGCAGCAGUGCCACGCCCAGCACCGCUGCCAGCUAUCCGCAUCCACAUCCCAGUCACAGCACACCGCACGUGGAGAUCAACGGCGAGGCCGACUCCGAGGAGGACAAUAUCAAUGUGCCCGUGCCGGGAACGGUGCGCGAGGAGUUUCCGCCCCGGCGCACCGUCCGGCCCGUGCUCAUUCCCAAGAAGCCGAGCAGCACGCCGGCCACGAGCACCACACAGCAUGCGCCGGCGCCAGUUUCCACCUAUGCGCCGACUCCGGCGCGCACGCGUCCCACGCUGGAGACGAGCACACGGAACACACAGCAGAUCAUACUCAAUUCGCAUCCGCAGGAUAAUGAGAUUGCGGACAGCGUCAACAUACGACAGAAUCAAUCGCCCAAUGUCAACGUUCCGUUCGCCGUCGACAAUCCCGACCGCAAGGAGACCAAAGAGGCCAAACUCAAUCUGGGCGCCAUUGUGGCUCUUGGUGCUUUUGGUGGCUUCGUCUUCCUGGCCGCUGUUAUCACCACGAUUGUCAUUCUCGUCAGAAGAAACCGCACCACGCAGCAUUAUCGGCAUCGCGCCUCGCCCGACUGCAACACGGUCGCCAGCUUUGACAGCUCCACCUCCGGCUCUCGCAAUGGCCUCAACAGAUAUUAUCGCCAGGCGUGGGAGAACCUGCACGAGUCCGCCUCCAAGAACAGCUCGCACAAUGCACUGCGCCGCAAGGAGACGCUCGAUCCGCCCAGCAUGACGCGCUCUCGCGACAAUUUGCGCGACAAUAUGCAACGCUCCCGCGAGAAUCUGGACAGAUGCGGCCGGGAUAAUUAUGGCAUGCGCGACAACUCGGAGAUGGUCGUGUCGGAUGUGUGCCUCAAGGGCGAGAAGAAGCGGCAUCAUCAUCAUCAUCACAAGAGCAGCUCGCGCAACGGCGAUUAUCGCGAUAGGGAUCAGUCCGCCGGACGGCGCGAACAUCACAGACACAGCGGAGGCGGCGGCGUCGGACCCGGCGGACACUAUUGACCAACCAUGAUCAUCACCAUCAGCGUGGAGGAGCAAUAGGGAGGCGAACGCACAACGAAACAAGAAAAAAAAAAAACAACAACAA
This is a messenger RNA of Drosophila novamexicana, 2969 nucleotides long. RefSeq lists its product as uncharacterized. The record is from RefSeq and is a predicted model, not a curated record. Bases 50 to 2884 code for a protein of 944 amino acids. The transcript has 10 exons. NCBI's taxonomy places the organism in Eukaryota, Metazoa, Arthropoda, Insecta, Diptera, Drosophilidae.